AUGGAUCUACCGGAUGAGGCGCAAUUCAAUGUGGUCGCUUUGAUACAGAUGGUGACAAGGAAUUUUAUGCAGAUCACCAACUCAAUGUCAGAUGAAGAAGUUCUCCAACUCAUCUCCCAAAUCGCUGUUGCUGAGAUGAGGCUGAUGGAAGGAUUGAGACUUCAGCUGGACUCGCCCAUCCCACUUGAAGCAAAGGCUGCCGAUGGGACGUCGGAGGGGCAAGAAAAUGCCACCACCAUGAGUGUUGAAAAAAGACAGAAAGAAAGUGUGCGUCGAGAGUCACAGCGUAAUCUCGCUUCAUUUCGAGCCAACUUUGGCCAUCGGAAUGCUGUUGGGAUUUCUUAUAUGGCCUCGCGAGCAAUUGGCGAGUUGAAUGCCGCACUGACAGGCGCCAUGGAGCUUGUCGCAACUCCACACCUCGCCGCCACAACCAAUGAAGGUGGAUUUAUGCAUUUUUUCAAAAUCGCCACUCUGCCCCAACUCUACGAAGCCUCUGCGAAAUUGAACAAGCUGUCCUGUGCCUCCUUUUCAGUUCUUGACCUCGCCACCCUUCUAGACAAAUGCGGCACCAUCGUCAUUCAG
Molecule: messenger RNA, 582 nt
Organism: Hydatigera taeniaeformis
Lineage: Eukaryota; Metazoa; Platyhelminthes; Cestoda; Cyclophyllidea; Taeniidae
Source: the annotation of a GenBank genome assembly